Messenger RNA from Haliotis rubra (blacklip abalone), 2371 nucleotides. RefSeq lists its product as uncharacterized. NCBI's taxonomy places the organism in Eukaryota, Metazoa, Mollusca, Gastropoda, Lepetellida, Haliotidae. The record is from RefSeq and is a predicted model, not a curated record. The transcript is spliced from 7 exons. Bases 107 to 1672 code for a protein of 521 amino acids.
UUCCCGCAAUGGGCAGAACUGAAAAGUCUCCGAAAAGAUAACAACGUCGAACUGGCAGACCAUUUACUCAAAGUACACGAACACUACUGCAAAUCGUGCAGACAAAAUGGCGGCGAAUGUUUACAAACAAGGUAGAGGCAGGCCUGUUUUAUUCUCGCCAAAUGAUAUGAGAGAAAGAAGAAAUGCUGCGCAGAAAGGGCGUCGGCAACAGAUGGUGUACAUUAAAACGGCCAUGGAUCGUUGGAAGGAGCAGAGGGGCACCAUGACAGACGAGCAGUUUGCCUUGUUGCUCUUAGACAGGAAUGAUGCAUUCGUGAGAAUGAAUGCAUCCGAUUCCCAAUCAGCACCAAUGAGAAAGAGACCUGAUGACAUGGAGGUAGGAAAGUCUGAGGUGUCAAGUAUAUCGACAGAUCACUUUAAUGGAGAGCUGAAAACAGGCAUAAUAAGCAGAGUUGAGGAUCUGCAUAGUAAUUAUGAUUCCCGUCAGGAUGAAGUCAGCUCAAGGGAAUCCCUGAGUAGCCGAAAUAUCAAAGUUGUCAAUCAGAACGGCCAGGUUUAUGUGACACUUGGCAGGGACAGGCAGAAAUCUGGAACGGGUAACAGUCAGCAACAUCAGCAACAGCAGCAACAUCAGCAACAAAUACCAGUCCUUGUCGGCUCACAGCCAAGCGUGAACUCUUAUCAACAAAAUGUUCUCGAGCACUCACCCUUUGUAAACAAACCACAAACUACAACCUCUGAUCCGAAGAUCAGUCAACAGCCUGCAUUUAUGAACCAGGUAUCGAAUGGGUACAUUUUAGGUGAAGUACCCCCGAAACACAUGAACAAUGAGAUUGGUUGUCAGGUGCUAAGUAAUAGUUCCCUGGACAGUUCUAGAGUUCAGAAUCCUGUUUCAGUCCAGACUGGCCAAAGAACCUCACUGACCAGGGAUAAUCCACAUGACCAUCCAGAUAAGGGUGGUGUUAUUCAGGGGAAUCUACACCAUGUUGGAAGGGAGAGUGGUUCUGGAAAGCAUCAGGUACUUGUGGAGAAGCAGCUCGAGGUGAAAGAGGAACCUGUAGAUGAUUUUGUGGUUAUCAUCAAUCCUGAUGAUGAUGAUGAUGACGAUGAUGAUGAGGAGGACGAAUAUGAUGGAGAAACAACAGACACUUGUGAGGAAAGUGAUCUUAUUUCAGAGCCUCAUGAUAAGGAAUUUGAUCUGGUUGAGGUCAAGGAGGAACCAAUAGAUGAUUACCCAGAUCAUGCAGGUCACCCUCAAGAGGGUUCAGUUGAGUGUCACAGAGGACUACAGACGGCAGCUACUGUCACUAAUGGGGCUCAACAUCAGCCUGGGAAUUCCAGGAUGUGUCUACCAGAUGGAAAUCCACUCAGUUCCUCCAACACCAACACCAACACCAGUCCAAAUUUACAAGAGGCCAUAAUUGAAGUGGUAACGUGUUACAGAUAUGGAGAUUUGGUUAACAGACAUUUAACAUCCUCAUCCAACAAAGUUAAGGACAAACAGUUGAUGUCCUGUGAUGACUUGCUUGAACAGAUUCCCAAAACUGGGACACAUGUGACACAGACUGAACAGGGGCAGAUGGGGUCCGUGGAUCAGGAGAACCUCAGGAAGAGGAAGCAUGUCCAGGAGGAACAAGAGCAGACACAGAAGAACACGAAACACAAUGUAUGACACAUGCAACAUCAUGAGGACUCGCAAAGCUGAAUAAUUGGGAUACAUGAGGUUUUCAGUAAAGGAGAUGCAAACGUUCACUGGUCAUAGUGUACUCAUACCUGCUUUCUCCUGGCAGACAUAGAUCUGGGGUCUCUCAUGCCAAGGUCAUACCAAGGUCAGGUGCCCGAGAGGCUGGAAGAUGUAUGCAAGCUGACUGAUGAUACCACAGAAAACAUGGCGGUGAAACCAUCUCAAGAAGUUGACCAAAAGGAGUCAGCUGGCAGAAGAGAUGAAGCAAAGGUGUGGUGCAGAAAGUUAAGAGAAUGAAACAGCAGAGAAAGUGAAAUGAAAGCCAUCUUCAUUGUGAAAGGACGUUAUCAGCCAUAUCAUGCUCACAUGACUACUGGUGUAGGACAUGUCAUGUGAAGCCUGGCGUCAGUAUCUAACAUCACAUUUUCGUUGGACAUGUACCAGGUGUCAUCCAAAAUGUUCCUGAUUCUGUUAUGUGUGAUCAGACCCCCAAGACAUUUUUGUUGGAUGCAGCAGCCUUUAUUUGUUGCCUCCUCAAUUAACUGGACCAGUUAAGCUGAAACAGAAGUUAAUUUUCCCAGUUGUCUCAUUGUGGAGAAAUUUGGCUAAACCUGUAGAGGUUUCCAAUUCUUUGGAGAGAGUCGUCCUUGGGGUACAUAUAUGCAUUUUCUGCCGCUGAAAAUGUCA